Messenger RNA from Dreissena polymorpha, 1838 nucleotides. Its product is annotated as cell growth-regulating nucleolar protein-like. Gene Ontology annotation, biological process: rRNA processing; negative regulation of transcription by RNA polymerase II. The transcript has 8 exons. Bases 41 to 1096 code for a protein of 351 amino acids. Gene Ontology annotation, cellular component: nucleolus. NCBI's taxonomy places the organism in Eukaryota, Metazoa, Mollusca, Bivalvia, Myida, Dreissenidae. The record is from RefSeq and is a predicted model, not a curated record. Gene Ontology annotation, molecular function: DNA binding.
GUUACCUCCCCUAGAAAGCAACACGACAGUAAUUUGCGCAAUGGUUGUGUUUAACUGCAACGCUUGUGGAGAGGCGCUAAAGAAGAAUCAAGUGGAGAAACACUACAUGACAAAGUGCAGGAGCUGCAAUGUACUUUCUUGUAUUGACUGUGGAAAAGACUUCUGGGGCAAUGAUUAUGAGCAGCAUACAAAGUGUAUCUCAGAGGAGGAGAAAUACUCUGGCAAGAACUUUGUACCAAAGCCUGGACAAAACAAGAAUGAGGUCAAGCAAUUACAGUGGCUACAGCAAGUUCAGUUGGCGAUAGACAAGGCGAAGACGAACCCACAACUGAGGGAUCUCCUUGUCCGACUGAGGGACUACCCCAACAUACCCAGGAAACAGAACAAGUUCAUAAACUUCCUGGCAAACAGCAUCAAGUGUCGAAACCCUAAAGUCUGCAAUGAAGCAUGGAAAGUACUGAUGGAAAAUGUUGAAAUGCCUCCUAAACCGGCGGAGAAUGGAGUGAACAGCAAGGAGUCAGCAGCUAAUUCAGAAACAAAGACUGCAGACGUAGUGUCAGAAACCAGCUCCAGUGCAGGGCGAGUAAAUGCUGUAAAUGGGGAAACAACUGAAAUUGACACACACAAAUUAAGCAAAAGAGAGAAAAAAGAGGAAAGAAAAAUGAAAGCCCAUAAGAAUGAGAAAAAGGAAAAAUUUGUGGAGACAAACAAUGAAAUAAAAGAAACAAGCAAAAAAGGAAAAAAACGAAAGAAGGAUGCACUGGAAGACGAUGAAGAGGAAGAAGUGACAUCACAAGACGACAGUAGGCUGGUUUCAGAUGCUGAGAUUGCUGAGGAGGAAUCUAGUGAACCAGUCAGGAAAAAGUUCAAAACCAAGUUCAAUUGGGCAGAGGUUAUACUUGAGGUGGUGCAGUCAAAAGGAACAGAAAUGAAGAUGAAAAGAUUAAAGAAGAAGGUGCUGGCUGAGUACUUGUCACAAGGGUGCACGGAGAGGUCAGAAGAAAAACUGUGGGCCAAGUUUGACAAACGACUGAAGCGCCAUCCAAACAUUAAAAUCCUUGGUGACAAAGUGAAGUUGAUAAAUAUGAAUGUGUGAAGGAAUGUGUAAAAUAAAACAAUUAUUGGAUUUUGUGAUGAUAUUUUGUUUUCUUUACAAGAGUAUAUUGCUUUAAAAAAACAUGUACAGCUUUACAACCACAUGUAAAAAGGGACUGUUAUUUAUGCAGCAUGUUUAAAGAAUGAUUUUUUACAGUCCAUAAAUUACCUGGGUUUAGGGGGAAUGUACAUGAAUACAAUUUUAGUGCGUUAGAUUGUACUUAAAAUUAUACGGAUUUUUUUUUCCAAAUACAAUUGUUUUAUGUCUACACUUCAUUAUUUUUAGCUCGGCUGUUUUCUGAGAAAACUGGAGGUAUUGUCAUAGCCAGUGUUGUUGGCCGUCCGUGUCAUGCUAAAACCUUCACAUUUUGUUAAGGUUUUGAACAUUGGCUCUAAAAUCAAAGUGCUUCAACCUACAACUUUGAAACUUCAUCUGUAGCUGUAACUUGAUUAGUUAUACAUGCCACACCCAUUUUUGGGUCACUAGGUCAAAGGUUAAGGUCACUGUGACCUCUAAAAAAAUAUAAUCUGACAAGCUUUCAUUUAUUCAAAACUGGACCCGCAGCAGAGCAUGGCACCCGUUAUGCGGUGCUCUUGUUACAUUCAUGCUGUUAUAAGAUUAUUGAAAAUAAUGUUUGUCUAGUAGUAGUUUUAAGAAAUUUUGAAAUAUUUGUAUAUUCAUUAUUGUUAAUAAUUUUGUUGGUUGUACAUGGUUAACGAUAAUAAAUUAAUUUUUCAGCAAA